This is a messenger RNA of Auxenochlorella protothecoides, 174 nucleotides long. RefSeq lists its product as hypothetical. Lineage: Eukaryota; Viridiplantae; Chlorophyta; Trebouxiophyceae; Chlorellales; Chlorellaceae. The transcript has a single exon. The coding region runs from base 1 to 174 and encodes 57 amino acids. The record is from RefSeq and is a predicted model, not a curated record.
AUGCUGCCAGGCCAGGGGCACCGGAGGUUGGGCAUGCUGGUCCACUUUCGGACCUCGACUGCAGGGCUCUCCAUGGUGUUGGGCCAGACAUGCACUGGCCAUGUGAGCUGGAGGCAGGACGCGCACGCAGUUUCUGAUCCCGGGUGGCACUCGCCCCCGAUCCCCCGCCCAUGA